CUGUCCAUCUCCCAAAUAAACUUAUUUUUGGAAUUAAGAAACAUUGACAUCUCUCGUCGCGAAAGAGCGAGCGAAUUCUGUUUACAUAAAGCCAGCACUUUUCAUACAGUUGCGUUCGGAAAAGCCUAUGUACAAGCGCACAUCGCCCAGUGCCCACAGGAUAUGGGCGCCCUUUCGAAAACAAACGUCACGGAUGUUUUCCAGAAACUUGCUCUUAUAAAUAGUGGAGUUGCUGCCACUCGAAAUAUUAGUUUGGAGCAGAGCGAACGACGCGUUGGAUCCGCGAUAGGAACUUCAGAGGACUACUACUGCAAAAUAGCACCCAAAAGGAUAUAUAAACCAGGAUGAACCUCAAUUACUUUGUCGUAUUGCAGCUGCUGGCAGUUAUGGUGUUGCUAACCUAUGCUAAUGCCAUACCAAAAUAUGAAGAGAGUCAUAAGUUCUAUGCGGACAAGGGACAGCGGGAUAGAUCGUACUACAACGAAAACAAAACCCAGCCCAGUGAACCGCAGGCAGCUUCCACAAAGGAUAGGCUGGAACGUCUGGGAUAUACCACCGGCUAUGGGUCCCUAAAUGGUUAUCCUGGUGGUACUGGACUGUCCGCCUACAAUCCCAUAAAACUGGACUUGGGCGGAGUAGUUCUGGGAACUCUCGUGGGCAUUGGCGCCAUCAUACUAAUCCCCAAAAUUCUAUCAGCCUUCCAUGGCGGCUACGGGGGAUAUGGUCGAAGUGAGGAUAGCGAUCUGACGCCCCUCAGCAGCAUGAUCAAUAAAAUCGACGAUGUCCUGGGUCAGAACAACAUUGAUUCCACGAGCUGCAUGCAGCGUGCUGUGUGUGGCUAUGUUCGUUCCACGGAGUAUAAUAUGAAGAUCGGGUCCUCUGACCAGAUGGAUGAAUUCAUUCACAUGCUAUCGGAAAAUGCCCUGGUGGAUUACCUGCUGGAUGGAACGGCUAUAAAAGAGGCUUUGGAGCACGGAAAGCGUUCCAACGAUAGGGCGUGUGAGGAGGUGUAUUCCAAUUGCCCCCUGGAUAGUAAAUCAGCCACGGAUAUUCUGAUGAAGCUGAUGCCCAAGAAGAGCUCCCAAGGAAAGGGAAAAUCAUCUGGAAUAUCUCGAGAAAAGAAGGCUUAGAAUCAUUUCAAAAUCAUAAAGAUUGUUUUCCACACAUUCCAUACUUAAAACCAAAUAUUUUCUCAACAUUU
Drosophila biarmipes is the source of this 1201-nucleotide messenger RNA. RefSeq lists its product as uncharacterized. The coding region runs from base 345 to 1130 and encodes 261 amino acids. NCBI's taxonomy places the organism in Eukaryota, Metazoa, Arthropoda, Insecta, Diptera, Drosophilidae. The transcript is spliced from 6 exons. The record is from RefSeq and is a predicted model, not a curated record.